AUGUUAUCGCGGCAUGCUGAGCGAUAUCCGACACGGAAUGCUGGUAUCAGACAUCUCAAACUACUCGAGCGACUUCAUGCCCCAGACGUAGCCCUCACGGGGUCAUUAUCAUUUGCCAACGACUGGACUUACUUUACAGACGCCUCCAAUCCUGCGUUUGAAAACCUCACAGCGGUUGGUCCCUACGCCGGGACAAAGCAAGCCUCUAACACAGGUCGAGCCAUGCGGCGGCGAUACGGUCACCUGGCAUCCAAGAGACAUCCAACAAAAUUCUGGUCUUGCGGAUCGCCGCGGGACGUCGAGACAGCAGAAUGUUUUGCUGAUGGGUUUUUUGGCCCUGAAUGGAAAAUUGAUGGCUCAGCGGUGCUUGAGGUUAUCCCGGAGACUGAAGAUCGAGGUGCGAAUACACUGACCCCUGGAGACACCUGUCGCAAUUAUGUUACGGACACUCAAGAAGGUCACGACAAGGGAUACAUCAAACUCGCAGAGUGGCAAGCCACUUUUAGUAAACCCAUUUCAGAACGGCUCGCGAAGGAUGCGGUCGCUGUGUCCUUCAGUCCUUUCGACAUAUACGGCAUGAUGGAACUGUGCGGCUUCGAGAUCCUUGCAAGGGGAAGCAGCCCCUGGUGCGACGUCUUCUCCAGACAGGAAUGGCUCGAAUUUGAAUACGCCCGAGAUCUGCUACAUUACUAUCGAGCUGGGCCAGGGAACGAAUUCGGAGCCUUGAUGGGCUGGUUGUGGCUAAAUGCAUCCCAAAGCCUCAUGUCGGAUCACUCCGCAAAGGACGUGUAUUUCAGUUUCGUCCACGACGGCGACAUCGUCCCUGUAAUGGCCACCUUGGGAAUAUCCAGUGAGCUUCCGGAGCUGGAAGGGCUGCCGACGGACCGCGUGGUGCACGAGCGAAAAUGGAGGACAAGCGAUGUGGUACCAAUGGGAGGACGAUUGGUCUUUGAAAGGAUCACCUGUGAUGCUGAGGCCGGAGCACAAGAGAAACGGCAUGCAGUGCGACUCUUUAUCAAUGAUGCGCUCAUUGAUCUGACUGGCAUUCCCAAUGCUGUCCCUUCCACCGAUAUUGAAGGCGCCAUCUCGAUGGAUAGUUUUCAGACCUUUCUAUCCGCCAGAGGUGCCGCGCUUGGAGAUUUCCGCCACAUUUGCGGGUUGACUGAGGAUGCGCCGGACCGGAUCGAAUUCCUUCACCAAUAG
This is a messenger RNA of Cladophialophora yegresii CBS 114405, 1203 nucleotides long. RefSeq lists its product as uncharacterized. Lineage: Eukaryota; Fungi; Ascomycota; Eurotiomycetes; Chaetothyriales; Herpotrichiellaceae. The transcript has 3 exons. The coding region runs from base 1 to 1203 and encodes 400 amino acids. The record is from RefSeq and is a predicted model, not a curated record. Gene Ontology annotation, cellular component: fungal-type cell wall. Gene Ontology annotation, molecular function: acid phosphatase activity.